GACAUAUCGGAGCUUCUGAGCGGCUGGAGACGUGAUUCAUAUAUCAGUCAAUAUGUAUUUACUGCAUAUGUUGAAUAUUCUAGCUGCAAAGUCGGCAGCUACCCACUGACUAUUAACAAGAAAUUUAAUUAAUAGAACCGAAAGAAGGAGAAAACGUUUCACAUGCCCGCAUACACCGAUUCUGAUAUACUGCAGCUGUUAAAACAUGUUGGGGUGAGUCUGUAAACAGAAGGGCCUAUGUGUAUGUUUCGUUAAACGCACUAACCUAGAGCUCUUAGCUGCAUAGGCUGCCUGUGACGUUCCAGAGCUUCCCUCGUCGUGUGUGGUGAUCCUUUGACUCUUAACAUUCCCCAUAUCAUUGAACAUCAACCAGCAGUCUUCCUUCACUUGCAUCAUUCAAGUCAUGCGCGCAUGAUAAGUGCCUGAUUAUUACCUUGUUGGGUGUAUUUCCCCAGUUAUCUGGUGCUCAGGCUGAGGCUCCCGCGACGAUAAGAUGACACGACUAUCUGCCGUCAUCGCAGCAACAGCAGUGCUGCUUGCUGCAACAACAAUAAAUGCAGACCCCCUCACGCCGAAACACGAGGCCGGCCGAUGUGCGAUUCGUGGACAUUGCGGGAAGAAGAGCUUUUUCGGAAAGGAGCUACCAUGUCUCGACAACGGAUUGGCCAAACAACAGUCCGAAGUAGACGAUGAUUUCGCCAAAGACAUCGAGGCCCUCUGCGGCGCAAAGUGGAGGGACAGCAAGGUCUGUUGCGACAGAGACCAGCUCGACUCCCUCAAGUCCUCCAUGUCGACUCCAAACCAGAUCAUCGGAUCCUGCCCGGCUUGCAAGGACAACUUCUAUAACUUGUUCUGCACCUUUACUUGUUCCCCCGACCAGUCGCUGUUCAUCAACGUCACCAAGACACAGGAUAAGAACGGAAAGCAGCAGGUCACCGAGUUAGAUCAGCUCAUUACGAAGGAUUAUGGGACAGGUUUCUACAACAGCUGUAAGGAUGUCAAGUUCGGCCCUUCCAAUUCGAAAGCCAUUGACUUCAUCGGCGGUGGUGCCAAGAACUACACGCAAAUGCUCAAGUUCCUCGGCGAUGAGAAGGCCAUCGGCUCACCUUUCCAAAUCAACUUCCCAACUUCCUAUUCCGAGCCUGACAUGGCACCCAAGGAAAUGAAGCCGAAAAAGUGCAAUGACGAAGACCCGGCAUACAGAUGUUCAUGUGUAGACUGUCCAGCAGUGUGUCCGGCACUGCCGCAUGUUGAGCGCAAGGGCUCUUGCAAGGUGGGCGUGUUGCCUUGCCUGUCUUUUGCCUCCAUCUUCACAUACAGCGUGUUAUUGUUCUCCCUUGUCAUUGUGGUUGCAGGGCAUAUUGCUUAUCGCCGCCACGCUCGCAAGCAGCAUGAGCGGCUGCAUGUCCUGCAAGCCCCGGAGAGUGAUGACGACGAUGAUGAGGGUCAUCUGGUCCGCAACGGAGCCAUGUAUGACAGACCUCAGAGGUACUACAGGAUUAAUACUCUGUGUGACCGUGCCUUCAGCAAGCUUGGUCAUGUCUGUGCCCGGUUCCCGGCAAUUACUAUAUUCACAAGCUUGGUGGUGGUCAUCGUGCUGAGCGUCGGAUGGAUAAAGUUUGACGUGGAAAGGCAACCCGAAAAGCUUUGGGUCAGCCCAACAUCGGCAGCUGCUCAGGAGAAAGCCUUCUUUGAUGAGAACUUUGGCCCAUUCUACCGUGCUGAAAAAGUGUUCUUGGUCAACGACACUGGCGGCCCUGUCCUGAACGGUGACGUGAUCAAGUGGUGGAUGGAUCUCGAGAAGGAUGUAAAGCAGCUUAAAAGCCCCAGCUUCGGUGCUACACUACAAGAUGUAUGCUUCAAACCAACUGGCCCUGCUUGUGUGGUACAGUCAGUGGCAGCCUAUUGGGAUAACUUGUACUUUGACAAGGAUUCCUGGAAGAGAGAUCUUCAAGAAUGCGCCAGAUCCCCUGUCAAUUGCCGACCUGACUUUGGUCAACCCAUUGAGCCGAAUAUGGUUCUUGGUGGUUACAACGGUAUUGAUGACGUUGCCAACGCACCUGCCAUGACCGCCACCUGGGUCGUCAGCAAUUAUGCAGAAGGGAGCCCCGAAGUUACCAGAGCCAAGGACUGGGAACUAGUACUUAAAGAUCGUCUUUUACAAGCACAAGAUGAGGUUGCCGAGAAAUUCGGGCUGCGCUUGUCCUUCUCAACUGAAAUCAGUCUGGAGCAGGAACUGAACAAGUCCACCAACUCUGAUGCCACAAUCGUCGUCAUCAGCUACAUUGUGAUGUUUCUCUAUGCAUCACUAGCUCUGGGCUCUACUAGCAUGAGCCUCCGCGAGUUGCUCAGAAACCCAGCUGUUGCAUUGGUACAGAGCAAGUUUACACUGGGUUUCGUCGGUAUCCUGAUUGUCUUGAUGUCCAUCACCGCAUCUAUUGGUCUAUUUUCAUGGGCCGGCAUCAAGGCAACCCUAAUUAUUGCGGAAGUCAUCCCCUUUAUUGUUCUUGCGGUCGGCGUGGACAACAUCUUCCUUAUAGUUCACGAAUUCGAUCGAGUCAAUAUUAGCCACCCCGAUGCUAUGGUCGAGGAGCGAAUUGCAAAAGCUCUUGGUCGCAUGGGCCCUUCGAUUCUGUUCUCCGCUAUUACUGAGACUGUUUCGUUCGCUCUCGGCGCUUUCGUGGGCAUGCCUGCGGUAAGAAAUUUUGCCAUUUAUGCCGCCGGAGCAGUCUUUAUCAAUGCACUGCUGCAGAUGACACUCUUCAUCUCAAUCCUAUCAUAUAAUCAGAUCCGUACCGAGGAUCAUCGGGCAGACUGCUUCCCUUGCAUUCAGGUCAAAGCCGCUCGUGUUCACCUGAACGGCAAUGCACAUACAGGUCCUAGACCCUAUGACGGACCAGAAGAGAGUUGGUUGCAGCAAAUCAUCAGGAAGCACUAUGCACCGGCUCUGCUGGGCAAAAAGGCCAAGGUCUUCAUUAUCGUUUUGUUCACCGGUGUGUUGGCUGCUGGUAUCGCCUUGAUUCCUGAAGUUAAGCUUGGUCUCGAUCAACGAGUAGCUCUUCCAGAUGAUUCCUACCUAAUCGACUAUUUCAACGAUUUGUACAACUACUUGGACACCGGCCCGCCUGUCUACUUUGUCACAAAGGACCUGAAUGCUACACAACGCAAACAUCAACAAGAGAUCUGCUCUCGCUUCACCUCUUGUAAUGAUUUAUCACUCACUAACAUCCUCGAGCAAGAGCGCAAGCGACCCGCGGUUUCUUACAUAUCUUCUCCCACGGCUAGCUGGGUUGAUGAUUUCUUUUUAUGGCUCAACCCAGACUAUGAUACGUGUUGCACAGAGGGCCGCGAGACAUGUUUCGCCAACCGCGACCCUGCUUGGAACAUCACAAUGGACGGGAUGCCCGAGGGUGACGAGUUCGUUUACUACUUGAAGAAGUUCCUGAAGUCGCCUACCGAUGAUGAGUGCCCACUUGGAGGACAAGCUUCCUACAGCUCGGCCGUCUCUAUCGACGAAAAGGCAAACACUAUCCGCGCCAGCAGCUUCCGCACUAUGCAUAAGCCUUUGCGGAGUCAGGAAGACUUUAUGGACGCAUACGCGGCGGCUCGCCGUAUCGCUGAUGACUUCCAAGCUAAUACUGGCAUUGAAGUAUUUCCCUACAGUGUGUUCUAUAUCUUUUUCGACCAAUAUGCUGGCAUUGUCAACCUCAGCGCCACGCUUCUUGGGUCUGCUGUGGCGGUCAUUUUCGCUGUCUCUUCGGUUCUUCUGGGCUCUGUCCUAACAGCUCUCGCGGUGACAAUUACGGUUGUUAUGACUGUAAUUGACAUCAUCGGUGCCAUGGCUGUCUUUAAUGUCUCACUUAACGCCGUAUCGCUUGUCAACCUGAUCAUUUGUGUUGGCAUCGCUGUCGAGUUCUGCGCUCAUAUCGCUCGCGCUUUCAUGUUCCCCUCGGCUUCCGUCAUGGAGCGCGCUAAACACCGCUUUAGGGGUCGUGACGCGCGUGCUUGGACGGCGCUUGUCAACGUUGGUGGCUCCGUGUUCAGCGGUAUUACAGUCACAAAACUUCUUGGAGUAUUUGUUCUGGCCUUUACAUCAUCAAAGAUCUUUGAGAUCUACUACUUCCGUGUCUGGCUCGCGCUCGUCUUCUUUGCAGCCACGCACGCCUUGAUUUUCUUGCCCGUACUGCUGAGUUUGAUUGGUGGCGACGGCUAUGUCGACCCUGAGAGUGAGGGAGGACUGGUCGAGGAUUUGGCGAACAGGAGAUAUAGAGCCAUCAGACCAGAUUAUGCAUCCGACUCUGAAGACGAGGACUAGAGUGGCCCGUCUGCUGUCGAUGGGGGGCAUGAUGUCGGAGAUGGGGGACAAAGGCAAAUGCCAUUCUAGGAGAGCUUAUUGCACCCAUUAGAAUUGUCGGGAUGGAAACCAUGGAAACAAUCGGUUGUCUUUCGCUCUCAAAGCAUCUUGUGGUAGAGCAACAUACUCUAGCGGAGCAGUGGAGGUU
Truncatella angustata is the source of this 4502-nucleotide messenger RNA. Its product is annotated as niemann-pick C1 protein. Gene Ontology annotation, molecular function: lipid carrier activity. The transcript has a single exon. The record is from RefSeq and is a predicted model, not a curated record. The coding region runs from base 494 to 4315 and encodes 1273 amino acids. Lineage: Eukaryota; Fungi; Ascomycota; Sordariomycetes; Amphisphaeriales; Sporocadaceae. Gene Ontology annotation, cellular component: membrane.